AUGUCAGUCUUACGACGGCCGGCGCGCGCCCGGAAUCGCGGCGCUGCGUUACGCCUUCCACGACGCAACGAACCUAUAUUUCGUACUGGACUAUUAUCCAGGAGGAGAUCUGCUGUCCUUAUUAGGCAAGCACGAGAACUUCAGAGAAGAAAUGGCGCGCUUUUACAUGGCCGAGAUGGCGAUUGUCAUCAGCACAGUGCAUCGCAUGGGCUACAUACACCGCGACAUCAAGAUAGAGAACUUUCUCCUGGAUGCCAAGUACGUGCAGUGGGGGUGGUCUAUAUGA
Messenger RNA from Sphaeroforma arctica JP610, 286 nucleotides. RefSeq lists its product as hypothetical. Gene Ontology annotation, biological process: peptidyl-serine phosphorylation; intracellular signal transduction. The transcript has a single exon. Lineage: Eukaryota; Ichthyosporea; Ichthyophonida. The record is from RefSeq and is a predicted model, not a curated record. The annotation marks the transcript as partial. Gene Ontology annotation, molecular function: ATP binding; protein serine/threonine kinase activity.